This is a messenger RNA of Dromaius novaehollandiae (emu), 2446 nucleotides long. It is a transcript of the gene GAS2, whose product is annotated as growth arrest specific 2. NCBI's taxonomy places the organism in Eukaryota, Metazoa, Chordata, Aves, Casuariiformes, Dromaiidae. Gene Ontology annotation, cellular component: actin filament. The record is from RefSeq and is a predicted model, not a curated record. Gene Ontology annotation, molecular function: microtubule binding; cytoskeletal adaptor activity; actin filament binding. Gene Ontology annotation, biological process: actin crosslink formation.
UUAACUUCCGUUCAGUGUAUGUGGACUGCUGAAAUAUAGGAAAUCGGUUUCUGGGAAAGAGAGAGAGAGGGGAAAGGAGGGGGGGGAAAGAGAGAGAAGGUUUCCCAAAGAGAGCACCAAGCGGAGCGGACAGAAGUAUGAGGAGCGGCCGCGCGGCUGCUGCCGGUCUGCGCAGGUUGGGGGCACGGCGGGGGCUGCCGGAGGCGGAAGGCUCAGCGGCGCAGCGGGCGGCCAGUACAACAAGUGGAUAAACAAUGUGCACGGCUCUGAGCCCAAAGGCACGUGGGCCUGGCCUCUCUGAUAUGCAUCAAUAUAGCCAAUGGCUUGCCAGUAGACAUGAAGCCAACUUGUUGCCGAUGAAAGAGGAUUUGGCCCUGUGGCUCACAAACCUACUGGGUAGAGACAUAACAGCAGAAACAUUUAUGGAGAAAUUGGAUAAUGGUGCCUUGCUUUGUCGGUUAGCUGAGACCCUGCAGGAGAAAUUUAAAGAGAACAGCUUUGAUGCAAACAAGCCUGGCAAAACCUUACCAGUACGGAAGAUUCCAUGCAAAGCCAAUGCUCCUUCAGGGUCUUUUUUUGCACGAGACAACACAGCAAAUUUCUUAUCCUGGUGCAGAGAUGUAGGGGUGGAUGAUACCUGCCUGUUUGAAUCAGAAGGUUUGGCAAAUAAAAGUUCAGCAAAGGAUCUGGAACCAAUGAAUAUUCUGCAUCUCUUCUACGAUAAAAUCCACCCGGCAAGAAAAGGGUUUGCCACCAAGUUCCUCCACAAGCAGCCAAGAGAAGUGUGCCUUUGUUUGCUGGAACUUGGAAGGAUUGCAGCAAGGUUUGGGGUGGAGCCUCCUGGAUUAAUAAAGUUGGAAAAGGAGAUUGAACAAGAGGAAACACUUUCAGCCCCCCUUCCAUCUCCUUCACCCUCACCAACAAAGUCUCCGGGGAAAAAGAGCACAGGGAAACUGUUGGAUGAUGCUGUUAAGCACAUUUCUGAAGAUCCACCUUGUAAAUGCCCUAAUAAAUUCUGUGUGGAGCGCCUUUCACAAGGAAGAUACAGAGUUGGAGAGAAGAUUCUCUUUAUUAGGAUGCUGCACAACAAGCACGUGAUGGUCCGUGUUGGAGGAGGAUGGGAGACUUUUGCAGGUUAUUUGCUGAAGCAUGACCCAUGCCGAAUGUUGCAGAUCUCUCGAGUGGAUGGAAAAACUUCUCCAAUCCAAAGCAAAUCUCCAACCCUCAGGGACAUGAAUCCAGACAAUUAUCUUGUUGUUUCUGCCCAUUACAAAACCAAGAAGGAGAUAAAGUGAAAUAAGCUUCUCAUGAGAUUGGAACUUUUCGUAUGUAGGUCCAAAUAAUUUUCUCAAGUGUAGUAAAUUUAGUUUAUGCUUUAAAAGGACUUCAGAAAAUUUAAGACAGAUGGAAAAUGGCAACCCAUUUUGAAGAUCUUUGAGUUGUAGAACUAUUUAUUUCUAGUACCGUACCUUUUAUAGCAAAUUACCCUUUAUAGGCUAAUUACUACAAUCAGAUAAGAAAUAGACAUAUAUUUUUAGCCAAAUUAUUACUCUUUACUAUGUGAAUGUAUACUUAGAAUUACAUAAAGGAGUGGAUCAUGUUAACGGAAGAAAAUACACAGUACAAUAUAUUUGUAUGAAAAUCUUAUGACACUGAGUCCUUGACUGUUAGACUAGUUGAAAAAUAUCUAUGCAGGUAGAAAAUGAGUAUUUGUGGAAAUUAUUUGGUAAUGCCUCCUCAAAUGAAAUCAAAAUUGUCUAUUUUUAUGGGUUGCAAGAUUUUCUUAAGCAAGAGAAGAAAAUAUUAAAAGAAUUAUUAGUGCAUGCCAAACAAUCUCCCAAACUGGUCACUUAAUAAAAAGAUCAAGAAAAUAACCCUUUAUACUCUCUAUAGCUAAAGACAAUGCUAAGUGCCAGAUUUGUGUGUAGAUCCUUCCUGUUUUUCACACAUUUGCCCAAUACAGAACCAUAGGGAAGUCAAGAGGUUGCCCCUUCCUCUGUCAGACAAUAGAGGUGGCCAAUUGUCCCAGCAGGGUGAGGCACUGCAACCCGGGACGGAGCUGCACAGCCUUCCUUUCGCCUGGCUGGGAGCUUCAGAAGACGCUAGUCCUUCCUGCAUCAGAAAACACUACACUGUUCUUGAAUCUGAGCUUUUUCUUUCCCCUUUUUCUAAUUCAGUUAGUCAUGCCAAAUGUAAAAUAUUCAUUACCUUGUCCAUAGAGUGAUUCACAUUCUUGUAAAUCAUUCACACACCUUUAAAAUAGCUAAAGGUAUAUUGGGCCUAGUUCAUAAUUUUGGCUACUUUUCUUUGUCUAUAUUUGGUAAUUUAUAUGCCUUGUAACGACCUAGAAAAAGCAUUUUACAGGAUUAUUUGACUGACUGUAUAAAUUUGAGCAGAACUCAGUUGUUUCAUUAGCAAUGAAAUAAACAGAAACUUUUUUAAAAUA